Messenger RNA from Apis laboriosa (Himalayan honeybee), 1115 nucleotides. It is a transcript of the gene TBC1d7, whose product is annotated as TBC1 domain family member 7. Gene Ontology annotation, molecular function: GTPase activator activity. Lineage: Eukaryota; Metazoa; Arthropoda; Insecta; Hymenoptera; Apidae. Gene Ontology annotation, biological process: activation of GTPase activity; negative regulation of TOR signaling. The record is from RefSeq and is a predicted model, not a curated record. Bases 108 to 1001 code for a protein of 297 amino acids. The transcript is spliced from 5 exons.
GAUACGUAAAAACAUUUACACAUCUUUUAUAUUUCCUAAAUAUUUCAAUUUAAAUACGGAAAAAUGAUUUGAAAUAAUUAUUCAUAAAUUUUAAAAAUUGAUAAAAAAUGACUGAUGAACGAAAUUUUCGUUCAUCUUAUUAUGAAAAGGUAGGAUUUCGUAGCGUUGAAGAAAAAAGAUCAUUGGAAAUAUUACUUAAAGAACAUCCUUUUGACAAAGCAAAACUGAAACAGUUCUGCUUACGAUUUACAGUUCCUGCUAUAUAUAGAAAUUUUCUUUGGAAAGUAUUACUGGAUAUAAUACCAAUUUAUGUAGAAAGUCAUGAAUUUAUAAUAAAUCAAAGAAAAGCAGAAUUUCAGGAUCUACAAAAAGCUUUAAAAAUUGCAAAGAUUUUAGAUGAUUAUACGAAACCUCAUUUAAUGUUUCUCACUAUGUGGUUAUUACGUACUAGAAGAGCAAAACUUGAUAUGAAUACUCAAUUAGAAUUUCCUCUACAUAGAGCAAUGAACAGAAUGGCUGAAACACUGUGGCACAUUAUUGACAUAGAUUCAUAUGAAGAAAAGCUUGUAGAUACAUAUUGGAUUUUAUGUGGAUUUUUAGAUCAAGUACAAAGAUUUCAUAAAGAAAUUAAUAGAUUACAAGAAUGUACUUGUACUUUGUUGGAAAGAGAAGAUCCAGAAUUGUACAAGCAUCUUGUUAAAAUAGAAGCGCUUUAUAAUAUUCCAUAUGAUAUUUGGUUUUCUUCAUGUUUUGCAGGAACAAUAUCCAAUGGUUCUAUUGCAAAAAUAUGGGAUAAAAUAGCUGUAGGUGCAUAUAGAAUUUUAAUCUUUGUUACUGUAGUUACUUUAACAACUCUAAGAAGACUUCUAAUGAGAUGUGAAAAUAUUGAUGGUAUUUUAGAUACAAUUGCUAAUAUAACGGAAGAAACUUCUGAAGUAAUUGUUAACAAAGCAAUUGAAUCUUGGCAACAGAGUGGUUCAAUAUUAACAACUAUUUCAUAAAAUAUUUAAGAAUAUUUUAUAAGCAAAAUUGUAGUAAAAUAUCGAAAUACGAUCAUAUUAUAAAAUAAUUAUAUGAAUAUUAAAUUUAAUUAUUUUCAAAUAAAUAUAAGUAUU